AUGUCCCAGCUCUCCUCCACCCUGAAGCGCUACGUCGACUCGUCCCGCUACGCCGAGACCACCUACAGCAAGGUGCCCAGCGGCUACAGCUCCUACACCUCCUAUGGCUCCACCUUGGCCAUGUCCUAUGCAGACAGUGACAAAAUUGGCUUCAAAGCCAGCUACCUGCCCUCCCCCCAGUAUCACCACGGGGGCCUGUCCUCGGGCAGCGGCUAUGACGGCAGCCCGCUGCCCCUCUACCCCGACCCCAGCAUCCGCCUGAGCCCCGCGUAUGGCCGCACACAGCCGCGGCUGUCCGGCGGGGGGCUGAGCGGGGGUACGUGCUACUCCUUCGCGGCCACCCCCGGCAGCCCCACAGGUUUCCUGCCCACCACCGCGCUGCUCAGCCGUCGCAAAUCCAUCAGCCACUCGGACCUGGCGCGGGAGUUCUCGGGGCUGCACGCCUCGGACAGUGCCUACGCGCUCAACCCCAGCACCAUCAGCCCCCGAGGCCGCCAGGAGCUCGGCGCCCUUCAGGGUCUCUACCAGGCUGCUGCGCGCUCCGACUACGUCCGCGGCUACCUGGAGAGCUACGGGAGGAAAAGCCUCCCCGUGGGACCCUUCAGCCCCUCGCAGAGCACCCUGGGCUCUGCCCUGCCGCCCUCGGGCAGCCGCUGCCCCAGCCAGCCCAGCGAGAGGAGCAAUGACUGCUGCGACGUGCCCGCCCGGGACCCCAUGAGCUCCAAGGCGGUGCAGGGGCUGACUGGCCUGCGGAACCUCGGCAACACGUGCUUCAUGAACUCCAUCCUGCAGUGCCUGAGCAACACCAAGGAGCUACGGGAUUACUGCCUGCAGAACCAGUACCUGCGGGACCUCAACAACAACAGCCGCAUGCGCACCGCGCUCAUGUCAGAAUUUGCAAAGCUGAUUCAGCUGCUCUGGACCUCGUCCCCCAAUGACAGCGUGAGCCCCUCCGAGUUCAAGACGCAGAUCCAGAGAUACGCUCCCCGCUUCGUCGGCUACAACCAGCAGGAUGCACAGGAGUUCCUGCGGUUCCUCUUGGACGGGCUGCACAGCGAGGUGAACCGAGUGCUGGUGCGACCACGGACCAGCACCGACCCCCUGGACCACCUCCCUGAUGAGGAGAAGAGCCGCCAGAUGUGGAGGAGGUACCAGGAGAGGGAAGACAGCCGCAUUGGUGACCUCUUCGUGGGGCAGCUGAAGAGUUCCCUGACCUGCAGCGAGUGUGGCUAUUGCUCCACAGCCUUUGACCCCUUCUGGGACCUGUCUCUGCCCAUCCCCAAGAAAAGCUACGGGGAGGUGACUCUCAUGGACUGCUUACGGCUCUUCACCAAAGAGGACGUGCUGGAUGGGGACGAGAAACCGACGUGUUGCCGCUGCAAAGCCAGGACGAGGUGCACGAAGAAAUUCAGCAUCCAGAAGUUUCCCAAGAUCCUGGUGCUUCACCUGAAGCGCUUCUCAGAGGCCAGGGUACGAACGAGCAAGCUCACCACUUUCGUCAACUUCCAGCUGAAGGACCUGGACCUCCGGGAGUUUGCCUCACAGAGCUGCAACCACGCCGUUUACAACCUCUACGCUGUCUCCAACCACUCGGGCACCACCAUGGGAGGCCACUAUACUGCCUACUGCAAGAGCCCUGUCUCCAGCGAAUGGCACAGUUUCAACGAUGCCCGUGUCACCCCGAUGUCAUCCAGUCACAUCCGCAGCAGCGAUGCCUACCUGCUCUUCUACGAGCUGGCCAGCCCGUCCUCCCGCAUGUAGCCAGCCCUGCCUCCCUGGGGACCCCUUAUGCCAGCCCUCAGAGACAGCUGCUCCACUUUUUGACCGGUUGCCCCCCA
Molecule: messenger RNA, 1838 nt
Organism: Colius striatus (speckled mousebird)
Lineage: Eukaryota; Metazoa; Chordata; Aves; Coliiformes; Coliidae
Gene: USP2
Product: ubiquitin specific peptidase 2
Exons: 12
Coding region: 1-1761 (586 amino acids)
Biological process (GO): protein deubiquitination
Cellular component (GO): cytoplasm
Molecular function (GO): cysteine-type deubiquitinase activity
Source: RefSeq, a predicted model, not a curated record